Molecule: messenger RNA, 1066 nt
Organism: Spathaspora passalidarum NRRL Y-27907
Lineage: Eukaryota; Fungi; Ascomycota; Pichiomycetes; Serinales; Debaryomycetaceae
Gene: PCL2
Product: cyclin
Exons: 1
Coding region: 47-922 (291 amino acids)
Biological process (GO): regulation of cyclin-dependent protein serine/threonine kinase activity
Cellular component (GO): nucleus; cyclin-dependent protein kinase holoenzyme complex
Molecular function (GO): protein kinase binding; cyclin-dependent protein serine/threonine kinase regulator activity
Source: RefSeq, a predicted model, not a curated record
GUCUUACUUACUUAUCCUACUUUACUUAAUUAAAACCUUACCUAUCAUGUCCGACAGAGAAGCCUUGGCUAUAUUUUCCAGACAAAGAGUGUCAUCAGAAAUGGUCAACUUUUUGGUGGCCACCACCAACUCCAUCAUCCAAAUUAAACCAGCAAAGCCAGUAUCCACAAAACAUCACAACCAACUCAUAAUAACACCACACAACAACACCAUAUCGUUGACCGACUUCAUUCACAACUUAAUCAACUAUUCUAACGUGCAAGUACCCACCUUGAUGGCUACGCUCGUUUACUUGAACAAACUCAGAAACUUACUCCCUGCCAACGCCAUCGGAAUGGAAACCACCAGACACAGAAUUUUCCUCUCGACAUUAAUCCUCGCUGCUAAAUCCUUAAACGACAGUUCACCCUUGAACAAACAUUGGACCAAGUACACCGAUGGAUUACUUUCACAACAAGAAGUCAAUAUGGCUGAACGCGAAUUGUUGAGCUUGUUGAAAUGGAACAUCAACAUCAAACACCAAGAACUCAUCAUUGCACUCCAACCUUUCCUCGAACCUAUAAAACAAUCCUUGCUUCGCGAACGCCAACGCGAAUCGGAACAACGCGCAAAUUACUACAAGUUACUACAAGCCCAAUCCAAAUCCAACUGGUCCAUCCGCACAUCCAAAUCAAGUGUCAGUUCAAACUAUUCUUUGGACAGCUCAUACUCGGUAUCAUCUAAUUUAUCACUUGCUAGAGGCAUGCCACAUUCCGCAUCAUCCUCUUCGAUAAUACUGGAGAAUGAAGAAUACGACCUUGUACCUAAGCGGGUUCCACUCCUGAACAAGUCAGUUAAUGUGCUCCACCAACAACAACAUCCUCCUGUUAAGAUGAAACGAUCUACCCAUUCCUUUAAUUUAUUAUCAUCUCGAAUUUUCUAGAUACACACACUCACGCAUACCCCCUAUUCAUUUCACAGGCAGGACCAUAUACCCCUCCAAAUAGAUUGCAAAUCAUUGUACCAUUACACUUUUAAUUUGUUUGUAGUAGUUUAUUUAAGAAAUAGAUAAAUUUUUUAGAGUUUU